AUGAGACUUCACAUUGGUAACAAGCCGUUCCAAUGUUCAGAGUGUGGGAAAGGUUUCAGUGAGAAGCAGUAUCUCCUAGCGCACCAGAGACAUCAUACGGGCGAGCGUCCUUAUACGUGUUCUGAGUGCGGGAAAAGUUUCAUAUGGAAGGCUCACCUCCGGGAACACCAGACUAUUCACACGGGAGAGCGUCCGUUUUCAUGUUCUGUAUGCGGGAAAACGUAUAAAAGGAAAGUACAUCUGACUGAACACCAGAGGGAAGCACACGUAACCAGACACUAG
Messenger RNA from Staurois parvus, 282 nucleotides. NCBI's taxonomy places the organism in Eukaryota, Metazoa, Chordata, Amphibia, Anura, Ranidae. The record is from the annotation of a GenBank genome assembly.